Limulus polyphemus (Atlantic horseshoe crab) is the source of this 4159-nucleotide messenger RNA. Its product is annotated as sorting nexin-17-like. Gene Ontology annotation, cellular component: early endosome. Gene Ontology annotation, molecular function: phosphatidylinositol binding. The record is from RefSeq and is a predicted model, not a curated record. The transcript is spliced from 13 exons. NCBI's taxonomy places the organism in Eukaryota, Metazoa, Arthropoda, Merostomata, Xiphosura, Limulidae. Bases 107 to 1531 code for a protein of 474 amino acids. Gene Ontology annotation, biological process: intracellular protein transport; signal transduction.
UAGCAAAUAGGGUAGUUCACAUAAGUUUAUUGCUUUUAGUUUGAGUUUUUGUGUAUUGUUAUAUAUUACUGUAUGACAACUUGAUUUGGUUUGCGUACAUUUUGAAAUGCAUUUCUCAAUUCCAGAUACACUGGAACUUAAAGAUAGUAACGGAGGAACGUAUAUGGGGUACAAUAUCCACAUCAAUGGGGCUUAUCACUGUACCAUUCGAUAUAAACAGUUGCACAGUUUUAAUGAACAGUUAAAGAAAGAGUACAAGUCUGUACGUCUGCCCCAGUUUCCUCCAAAGAAGCUUCUUCCUUUGUCACCUCCUCAGCUGGAGGAGCGUCGAAUCUUACUGGAGAAAUACAUUCAAACGUUAUCUCAGGAUCCUGAUAUUGGGGACUGUAACAUAUUUAGGGGUUUUCUUUUAAGUGCACAGCAGGAAACUCAAAAUGCUACACAAGCCAACAUUGACCUGGAUGUUUAUACAAUGAACUGGCACAAAGUGACUGUUAGAGUAAAUACAACUGAUGCCACAGAUACGGUUUUGUUGGAAAUAGCAAAAGAAAUUAAUUUGCACGAGGAAUUAUUGUGUUAUUUCUGCCUAUACCUAGUGAAAAAAGAUGGAACUGACAUUAAAAUGGAACGAAGACUGCAGAAUUUCGAAGCUCCUUCUCUGUCACUGAAAGCUGCAGGUUCAUCACAUUGUAUUGUCAUCAGAAAAAGUUACUGGGACUCAAGUUAUGAUGAAGAUCUUUAUAUUGACAAGGUAGCAUUAAACUUGCUGUAUGUUCAGGCAGUAAGUGAUGUGGAACUAGGCUGGGUGAUAACAAACAAACAGAUCAGACGACAACUUGCCACUCUUCAGUCAAAGGGGUCCAAACAAGAGUACAUGCAACUUGUACGAACACUCAAGCAUUAUGGAUACAUCCAGUUUGAACCCUGUGUUUGCAAUUACCCAGAACCCAACACACAGGUAAUCAUUAGUGCUGGUGGAAAAGAGCUCAACUUCAGAAUAUCCAAUGUCAGUAAUCAAGUGAAAGAAGGAAGCUUUCGAAUCACGAGGAUUCGAUGUUGGAGAAUUUUAACUUCGAAUGCUGACAAGCAACAGGAGAAUAACUGCCCACAUCUUGAGUUUUCUUUUGAAUAUCUAUUAAACAAAGACAAGCUCCAGUGGAUUACAAUUGAAAGUGACCAGGCAGUAUUAAUGAGUGUAUGUCUUCAAGGUAUGGUAGAAGAGCUACUCUCCAAGAAGAAUGGGGUAAAAUUUAAAAAACAGCCUGAACAAGGAGGUCGACAUUGUUCUUGGAGCUACAUGAAACGGGAUGGAAGCAGUUAUGAAAUUUCCGUCAGUCGAUCAUCUUCAUCUGAAGGCAUAGUGGAUAAUGAAGAAGAACAUUCCAAAAGAACAAACAAAACAAGAGAUCAUGUUAGGAAGGAAAAGUUAUAUUCUGCCAAGCAGUCUGGUUGUUCCAGCAGUGGUAGUAUGUCCCCCGAAUCCCUUAUGGAAAAUGAUGUUUUCGAAGGAAUUGGAGAUGAUGAUCUUUAAAGGUUCUCAACUGCCAAAUUACUCAGAACUUAUUUGUACUUGUAUGAUAAUGUAUGCAGGCAUGUACACUACAUACUGAUUUUUUAAGAAGUUUUCAUACAUGCUGUCUCUGAUUAUUAAAAAUUACACCAGUUUGAUUUUUUUUUGUUGUUCUACUGAUGACAUUAAAUCAAGAAGAAGGUUAGCUUUGAAAUUUUUGGAUUUCAUUUUCUUGUAUUUCUAAAUGGUUAUUUUGUAAAAAUUAAAAAUGUAAAGGCUUUGUAAACUAUCAGUCAUUAAUCUGUUGAGUUGGUAUGAUUCAGUAGGUUUUAAACUAAAUUUUUUCAGACUGCAUUGUAAAGAACUUUGCAUAAAAGUCUUUUGGAGAAUACAAUGAAAAUAAUUGCUAAAACAUUAAAAUUAAGUCCCAAAUUUUAGAAGACUUAACAUAAAACAAUAUUUUUGUUGCUGAUUUUUUUAUAAGGCUGUGUAUCUCCUUUUGAUUUGUCAGAAGAAAAGACAAUGGAAUGUGAAAUAUCUCAUUAAAAAGAGAAACAAGUAUGGUAGACCUGUAUUAUGGUUGAGCUUAAUGCUAAAAUUACUGCAAAAAAAUCAGUUUAAAAAUAUUUUUCUUUAAGGUUUGAAACAAGGAAAAGACUCCUCAUUUGUUUUUGUUUUUUUAUAAGGAGGUAUUUUUAUAUUAACUUUAAGGGUCUCAUUAUAGAUGUAUGAAUUUUUUAUUAAUACUGGAAAUAGUAAAGGGUCAUUGUAUACUGUACAGUUCAAUAAGUUAACUACUUGAAAAACAUUUAUUCUGUGAUUGUUGCUGUAGAUAAAUGCAAUUUCAAGUUUCUAGAAAGUGAUCUUGCAGCAGUGUAUGGGUGGUGGUGUAUAUAUAUAUAUGGUCGUGUACGUUGUUUUUUUCAUUCCAAAUGUUUCGUGUAUUCCAACAAUGAACCUUUAACAGAUAAUUUGCUAUCCACUAAUAAGAAUUUGAAGGUAAUUCAGUCAUCUUAAGCAGGGUGGUUAUAACUUAGUUUGAAAAAUUUUCAAGAAACUAGUGAAUACAAAUUAAGAUGUAUGUAUAUCAGUUAUAUUUAUUGGCUUAUGCUAUAAAUCUUGUUCUCCAUUUAAAAGCUAAAAACUUGGUAAGUGGGUUAUGUUUCUUAUAAACUGGCAAAAUAAUUUGGGGUUCAGAAACUGCAGAGUUCACAGUCAUGUUGUUUACUGAGUGACAUUUACACAUAUAUUAUUCAUAGGAAACUUAUGAAAACCAACAACUACAUAAUUAUAUGUAACAAAUUAUGUUCACCUGCAUUGCUGAUCUAAUGCUGAAGUAUUUUAAGUUUUGAACAAUAUUGUUUUAUAAAAAAAAUUAUAUUAUCAUAAUUUUGUUUUCACUUCUUUCAUUAAGAUUAAAACACCAUCUGUUAACUAUCCUUCACUAGGAUUUGAAACUGAAAAUCCACUUCUACUUUCUUGACAUAAACAUUGAAUGAGAUUUAUGUUUUAUUUCUACUGAUUACCUUUAUAAAUCUAAAUAGAUAAUUGAUACCCAAGUAUAUUUAAAAAAAUUGUAGUUACUAAAUUUAUUCAACUAGAAUUAUUCAGCUAGAAUUUUUGCAAAAAAGAUGUUGCCAACUAUGUUAAUAAUUGUAUUAAUCUUUAAUGGAGAAAGUUUGAUUACAGUGUUAAAAAAGAAAGUCAUAUUUAACUGAUGUUUCUGCCGUCACGUAAUCUUUCAUUUCAAGUUCCAGUGUUUGCUCAAGAUUAUAGCUAUUUUUCUAUUGUUGAUGAUGUUACAGUAAACGUUUUUAUAUCAGAGAUGAGACAAAAGAUUUUAAUCUUGUCACAAACGUUUUUGUUUCUGUACAUUACAUUAAACUGUAGCAUGAAAUUAACAUUAAAACCACUACUAAUCUAUGUUAGAUUCAUUAUACUGUUUUUUGAUGAUAUUGUAGGGUGCUUAUACUGAAGAGAAUAGCAUAACAAAGUUUAAAACAGUAAGAUCAAUACAUUGGUGUUCAUGAAGACAGAAGUUUGUUAAUAUAAAAUACAUUAGCUUAAUAUAUUUUAAUUAAUGGGUUAAAUUUCUUAUGGUUCAAGAUGACUGGGUUAUUUAUUGUUAAGAUAUAUCAGCUUAAUGUUGUUGUACCUAUAAAGGUCAGUUUCAUUAUAUUUAUGAAGAUACUGUUGACCAGUUACAAAGAUAGCUGCCUUAUAUUAUUGUAUUAUUGGGAUGGGCAUAACAUUUGUAAAAAAUGCUACCAGUUGUUUAUGUAUAAUAUAUCAGCUUAAUAAGGUUAUACCUGCUGGGUUCUAUAAAAUGUUUGUGUAAACAUUGUGGUUUGUUUAUAAGUUUAAUAUGAGCAAAUUAUCAUUAAUUACUAAUAGGUUUGCCAUACUAAUGUUUAUGAAUAUAUCUGGGGUGCUAAUAAAUAAAAUAAGCAGCUUAAUGGGUAUCUUCCUGGAGUUAUUGAAAGUGUAAAAUACUGGUGUGGAUAGAUGUAAAAAUCUAUAUUGCUAUCAUGUAAACAUUCCAUAAAGAAUGCUCAGUAGUAAAAUACACUUUAUUAUUAGUUUUAUGUUCAGCUAAGCCAUUUGUUAUUUUUCUUAAAACUGUCAAUAAACACUAAAGUGGUCUUGUUA